Molecule: messenger RNA, 1097 nt
Organism: Lolium rigidum
Lineage: Eukaryota; Viridiplantae; Streptophyta; Magnoliopsida; Poales; Poaceae
Product: ELMO domain-containing protein A
Exons: 11
Coding region: 65-952 (295 amino acids)
Source: RefSeq, a predicted model, not a curated record
GCGAGGAAGAAGAUCAGGCGGGUCGUCGGGAGAUUGCGCCGCCGUCGCUCCUCCCUCGCCUUUGAUGGGAAUCCCGUUUCAGCUCCAAGCCCAACAGGGAUUACAGCAAGGGAGAGCCAUACUAUCAGAAACUAAAAUAAUGAUUAAAAAGGAAUCUACUCCAUCUGAACCUGCCGGGGGGCAGCCCACCAAAAACACAUCCAAUCCGUUGAAGCCAGCCAUGCCUGCAGCUGCCAAGGUGAAUGCUAUGGUUGGUAAUAGAACGUGGUUUGGAGGGCUUUUCAAUGGCUCGGGUAAAAGGCGACAAGUCAAUGCAGACAAGAACUUUGAAAUGACCCCGAUUCAGGAACAAAGGUUGCAAAAGUUGAAGGACAGGCUAAACAUACCUUAUGACGAAACUCGACCGGAUCAUCUGGAAUCGCUUAAAACUCUUUGGAAAGUUUCCUUUCCCGAUACAAAGCUCACUGGCUUAGUUUCAGAACAGUGGAAAGAUAUGGGGUGGCAGGGCUCAAAUCCAGCGACUGACUUCAGGGGCAGUGGAUUUGUCUCGCUUGAGAAUCUUUUAUUUUUCUCCAGAAGAUACCCGGCUGCUUUCCAGAGGUUGUUACUGAAAACACAAGGUUUGCGGGCCACAUGGGAAUACCCCUUUGCCGUCGCAGGCGUUAACAUUUCACACAUGUUGAUUCAACUGUUGGAGCUUAAUUCAGCUCGGCCGAAAUAUCUGCCGGGGAUUAACUUCGUCAGAAUGCUCUCAGAGCACGAAGAAGCGUUCGACAUCCUCUACUGUAUAGCUUUCGAGAUGAUGGAUGCUCAGUGGCUAGCGAUGCGUGCCUCCUACAUGCAGUUCAAUGAUGUGCUAGAAGCAACCAAGGCCCAGCUGGAGAGGGAGCUAUCUCUGGAGGAUCUCCACCGGAUCCAGGACCUGCCAGCUUACAACCUUUUGUUUAAAUAGUCUAAACCUGGAAAAUGUUCAGUUGCUUCUCUCCUGUAUAUACCGCUGGAACAGGCAAUUUUGCUACAAAAAUCUGCAUGUUUCCACCAUCACAGCCCGACAUGUAGAAGUAUGUUAUCGCUGAAGAGAUGAUAUGUGUACGAUA